CCUCACUCCGCGCAAACCAUACUACAAAAUCCAGCUUCGUAUUGAUUGAAUAUACGUCGGGAUCUUCACCGAUCUCUUGUAUUCAGCAUACGGAUUUGCCUUUUCCAAAAUGGCCCCAAACACGAAACGGCGCAAAGUUGAAGACGAUGCUUCGUCCGACUCCGGCUCGGACGCUUCUGCUUCUCCCUCUCCCGAACCUCAGCCCCAAGCGGAUAAUGGCAACGAAGUGAAGACAUUCAGCGAACUCGGCAUUAUCGAACAGUUGUGCGAUGCAUGCACAGCCCUUGGAUACACCAAACCCACGCCCAUCCAAGCGCAGGCAAUCCCGACCGCGUUAGAAGGGCGAGACAUCAUCGGACUGGCAGAAACCGGUAGCGGCAAGACAGCAGCCUUCGUUCUCCCGAUCCUCCAAACCCUCAUGGAAGCCCCCCAGGCCUUCCACUCGCUCAUCCUGGCCCCGACCCGUGAACUUGCCCAGCAAACCGCGCAAGCCGUUGAGGCUCUCGGCUCCCUGAUCUCGGUACGAUGCACACUGUUAAUCGGAGGCGUGGACAUGGUGUCGCAGUCGAUCUCGCUCGGAAAGAAACCACAUGUCAUCGUCGCCACGCCGGGUCGUCUGCUCGACCACAUGGAAAACACAAAGGGAUUCUCGCUGCGACAGCUGAAGUUCCUCGUCUUGGACGAGGCCGACCGUCUCUUGGACCUGGACUUCGGGCCCAUCCUCGACAAAAUCCUCAAGAUCAUCCCGAAGCCCAACCGUCAGACCUACCUCUUCUCCGCGACCAUGUCCAGCAAGGUCGAGUCGCUGCAGCGCGCGUCGCUGACGAACCCCGUGCGGAUCUCCAUCUCCAGCAAGAACCAGACGGUGUCGACGCUCGUGCAGUCGUACGUGUUCAUGCCGCACAAGUUCAAGGACCUCUACCUCAUCCACAUCCUCAACGAGCACGCGGGCCAGACAGGCGUGAUCUUCACGCGCACCAUUCACGAGACCCAGCGUCUGACGUUCAUGCUGCGCAACCUCGGCUACGGCAGCAUCCCCAUCCACGGACAGCUGUCGCAGAGUGCGCGUCUGGCGUCCAUCACCAAGUUCCGCGCCCGUGCGCGCAACCUGCUCGUCGCGACGGACGUCGCAGCGCGCGGUCUCGAUAUCCCCUCCGUCGACUUCGUUCUCAACUACGACCUGCCGCAGGACAGCCAGACGUACAUUCACCGCGUGGGGCGGACAGCGCGAGCGGGACGGAGCGGGCUGGCCCUCUCCCUGGUCACGCAGUAUGACGUAGAGGUGUGGCUGCGGAUCGAGAAGGCGCUGGGCAAGAAGCAGGAUGAGAUGAAGAUCGACAAGGACGAGGCGAUGGUGUUUGCGGAGCGGGUCGGCGAGGCGCAAAAGGCUGCUGCGAUCGAGAUGCGCGAUCUCCAGGAGAGGGGCGGGAGGGGGCAGAUGCGGGUCCCCAGGGGGGGCAAGAGGUCUAGGGAGGAUAUGGACCAGGACCGGGGUUAA
Aspergillus campestris IBT 28561 is the source of this 1498-nucleotide messenger RNA. RefSeq names its product RNA-dependent ATPase RRP3 (gene rrp3). The transcript has a single exon. Gene Ontology annotation, molecular function: ATP binding; RNA helicase activity; nucleic acid binding. The record is from RefSeq and is a predicted model, not a curated record. NCBI's taxonomy places the organism in Eukaryota, Fungi, Ascomycota, Eurotiomycetes, Eurotiales, Aspergillaceae. Bases 110 to 1498 code for a protein of 462 amino acids.